Molecule: messenger RNA, 655 nt
Organism: Canariomyces notabilis
Lineage: Eukaryota; Fungi; Ascomycota; Sordariomycetes; Sordariales; Chaetomiaceae
Exons: 1
Coding region: 216-593 (125 amino acids)
Source: RefSeq, a predicted model, not a curated record
UUUGCACUCAUGCCGUGAUCGCAGGAUCGCGGAUAAGGCCGUGUAAAGGCCGUUAACUAGAGUAAAACCGUCCCGAUCGUGAGGAUGGAUGUCAACGAAAUCUGCCACAGGUGAGCCUUGGCAUGGACAGCAGUGUAUGACUUGCAGAAUACCUACGUAGUACGUACAACCGUGCUUUAUAUACUUACUGCACGACAAGAAGAUUUGAUCUAUAUAUGUUCCGUAUUCCCGAGAAAAGAGCGAAACCGCGAGCUUCUAGAACAUCGGAAAGCCUCAAAGCUGCUGUACGAUGCCAUCCCACUGAAGCUACGACCGGGCGGCUUACUCUACUUUUUGUCUUGACCUCGUCGUCAGACAGCGCGCUGGCCCGCUGGGUAGUACGGUCUCUUAGGAGUAUACUUACUUACGUAUUAGCCGUGGAAAUCCCUACCCUACCCUCGCCGACCUGGUCCUUGCCUCUGGGUCUGGGGUCCCGAGCUGGCGGUUCAGGCCGUCAGAAAGACGGCUACACGAGAUGUGUGCAACCACACUCGGGCCACACUAUGGAUAACAUUACUGUAGUUGGUCCCGAAGCACGGGCUGACAUAGACUAGCUGUCGCAAUCUUACCCUUCUAGAGCACCUAAAGACCCCAUGAUUUAAGCUGGCUGGCUGAG